UCAAAUCUUUGUCUGGAACUGAGAAUUAGAAAGCAAGGACAAUGUCAAUGGAGUGACUACAAGUACAAGCUCAGUAUUCCAGAGUUUGUAAAAGAAAUGCUCAGGUCCGCUCUGCGGGACGUUGUUACUAGUAUGUAGAAAAGGUUGUUGACGUAGCACCGAAGCGAGGGUCAUCUGAUAAUGCGGCGUUUACUGCCCGACUUCUCCUCACCGGAGCAGCGCAAUGCGCUGGGUUAUGCUGCUACAACGCUGGCAGCUUCCAUGAUGAACUCCAUAUUCCAGUUCUACUAUGUGAAGUUGUACUUGGAUGUUUACAGGUUAUCGUCGGGUUGGUUUCAAGCCGGACAGGUGAUCUUUCUCGUGUGGAACGCCAUCAACGAUCCCUUGUUUGGCUGGUUGCAGGACACAUCCAAGGUCUCCUGGUUAUCAGAUCGCAAGAAGAACAUUCUGUAUGGUGCUCCGUUGUUUGUGCUUAGUUUCCUAGUUCCUUGGUUUCCUCAGUAUCUUCAUGGUGUGCCUAUGUGGGUGCUCGGAACACACAUGGUUUUGGUUCUUUGCUUCUAUGACACCAUGUUCACUUUCGUUCUCCUAGCUCAGUGUGCACUCUUCACUGAGCUGUCACCAAACCAGGAAGAUCGGCAGCGACUCGUCAAGUACAGUCAGGUGGCAUCCAUAGUUGGUUCAUCGAGUGUCUACUUUUCACAGGUUAUAUCGAGUAAUGCAACAGACGUGUCCCGUUUGUCCACGUUUUGUGUGGUCAUUGCCGUUCUCAGCUACUGCUUCCUGUACUUGUCUGCAAAGAACAUGAGCCCGGCGGUGAUACGAGACUCCAGCGCUGCCUCGUCUCUCUCUGGUCACAAUGAUGCUACCUCUACUGCGGGAGACGCUGCAUCAUUCUAUACGUGGUUGUCUCAGGUCAAGCAGAUCAUGAAGCAACCGAAUUUCCUGUUGUUUGUGGGCAUGAAUUUCUGCCAGAUAUUCCACACUACGUUCAGAAGCAAUUUCUUUGCAGUGUUUGCCGAUCACCUCAUCGGACUACGGUUUGGAGUGGAGUUUCUUCAUUUUAUCGCUGGUCUGGCCUAUGUCCUACCACAGGUGGUAGUCCUACUGGCUGGUACGGCCCUAGCUAGAUGGGGCUCCUACAAUUUGGUGAUGUGGUCAUUCGUCUUCAAGGUGGUGGCAUCAUUAGCAAUGUUUGUUGCUGGUCGCCAUGCCCUUCUCCUGUUGGCUGUUUUCUUUGUUCUUGAUCGAGGAGUAGCUGAGGCCACCUUCUCUCUAUUCAACCUGAGCCUGUCUGAUAUCAUUGAUGCUGACUCAUCAAGACAUCGACGACAGCAGCCGUGUUCUUCAACAGUGUUUGGUUUGAAUGCACUGUUCACAAAGCCAGCACAAUCCCUGGCACCUAUCUUCACUGUGCAGAUCAUGGAUAUGUAUGGAUACACGCGUGGCAUAGGAUUGACCGCCAUGGAGGGCGCUCCAGCCGCAACAUUGGCCGAUGGCAUGUUUCUAUUAUUGUGCGGUCUACCAACGCUGCUUGGUGCCAUCCAGCUGCUUCUGUGGAAGUUUUACACGCUCCGCUCCACUCAUACAGCUUCCCUCCUCUUGCCCACAGAUGUCAGAUGAUAUGAUGACAUACACCGUUGCAAUGGUGAUGUCACCACAGUAAACAGCAAUAUCACUACUGCUCACGGCGAUAUCACCACGUCACACGGUGAUGUCACCAAUAUACACGAUGAUGUCACCACUUCACACGUGAUGUCGUCAUUGCACGUGGUGAUGUCCUCGUUGCAUCAUCUUAAUGUCCUCCAGUAGCGUUGUUGAGAGUCACAUGCAUAUCCAGUGAUAUUACUACGAAUUGUAGAAUGCGCUUGCAAUCGCUCUGCGGUGCUAUGGUGACUGAACUCUAUGUUGUAGUCAUAGCAACAUCUAUGGUGACAUCAUACUGGCCUUCGGUUGAUGUCAUUCAACCAUAGUGCAGUGAUCCCGCCUUUCAGCCGAGUACUGAUAUUGCCACUCGGAUCAUGCUGGCGUGUGCUUGGCGUGCCUGUAGCCAAUCCACUCCACGACUGCUGUUUAUCCACGACUGUCAAUCCACGACUGUCAAUCCACUACUGUCUAUCCACUACUGUCCACCCACUGCAGUCAAUCCACACCAGUCAAUCCACUGCUAUCUAUCCACUGCUGUUUAUUCACUACUAUCUAUCCACUGCUGUCUAUCCACUGCUAUCUAUCCACUGCUGUCUGUGCAGUACAGUCAAUCCACUGCUGUCUGUCCAGUGCUGUCUGUGCAGUACAGUCAAUCCACUGCUGUGUACUGUGUAAAUACAUGCCUGUACCAACACAAGCUCACUGCUACAAGUAAUAAUUUUCAUGCUACACUGCACUUCAUAUACGUUUUGUGCAAGCCACUUUCACUGCUGGCCAGUUAUUUUGUUAGUAGCAUCUAUGCGUGCAAGCCGUGCCUUGCAGCACAGUGCAUACCAGCAUCCACUCGUUUACUCCGCAGCUCCUGACUGGUAUGUACUUUUAUCUUUUUCACGCCUGUCCGCAUGGUUUGCCCCUUUUUUCCAUGAUUCAGCAACACCAUCACUCUAUGGACACAACACCGUAUCCAUAACGACUACGUAUCCAUAACAACUACGUAUCCAUGACAACAACGUAUCCUGUACCCAUGGCGUGGUGGCCAUUCUAUGACCCUGUCCUAGCAGCGGGUGUCGAUGCAGCAUUUGCUGUGCAUAUGUUAUGGUGUCACUGUG
Messenger RNA from Sycon ciliatum, 2756 nucleotides. Its product is annotated as transmembrane protein 180-like. The record is from RefSeq and is a predicted model, not a curated record. The transcript has 17 exons. NCBI's taxonomy places the organism in Eukaryota, Metazoa, Porifera, Calcarea, Leucosolenida, Sycettidae. Bases 181 to 1623 code for a protein of 480 amino acids.